Salvelinus sp. IW2-2015 is the source of this 3752-nucleotide messenger RNA. RefSeq names its product von Willebrand factor A domain containing 7 (gene vwa7). Lineage: Eukaryota; Metazoa; Chordata; Actinopteri; Salmoniformes; Salmonidae. The record is from RefSeq and is a predicted model, not a curated record.
UGGGGGGGGAUACCUUCAGCCUUCCGUUUACCCCCUCAGAAAGACUCAGUGUCAACCAGACUCUCAUGCAAGCUGCAACAGCGGCGCCCAUCCCAUCUAUUACUUAUUUAUGUAUUUUCAUACCAGAGAGGACAUCUUGAGACAAGGCCCAAGGACAACGGACUGGAGGACUCAAUAAUGGUGUGAUAAUAAUGGUGUGAAGAACUUUUCUCUGAUUACAGACUGUGGUUGAAGGCUCAGCAGAACUCACAUGUGGAUUUCCUCUACAGACAGUUGACACAUAGCAUGUCUGACACGUACGCCAAUAGUGUCUGAACUCUGGAGAUAUUUCAAACUCACUUAUCAAGCAGGAAGUAGAAGGAACAGGAUCAAGAACCAAGACAGGUCAUGAAUUAAGGUGUAAUGUCUUCUUCUCCCCACCCUAUUCCCCAGUAAGUGAUGAUGUCACAGAGCAGGGGUCAUGGUGGGUCAGGGGUUCGGAUGAGGGAGCUGUAUGUUCUGCUGUGUGUGGUACUGACUCUACCAGGCUGCAGAGGCUUCCUCCCCAACUUCUGGUCCCGUGUGUUAACCCUGUCCUUGGACUCCUACACACACCAAUUCAUCACCGAGCAGGGUGUCCUCAACGUCACUCUGGAGACACUGAGCAUGGCCAACACACACCAGCACCGACACACACAGGAGCAGGCAGGUCUGGGUCGGGGGUUCUGGCAUGCAGUGGGGGAGGUGGUGCAUUCCAAUGCGGCCAUGGACUUCCUGAGCUCCACACGGUCCGACCCAGUCUACCACUUUGACUCGGAGCGCGUGGAGGAAUCUAUGGCGAUGCUACGGCAGUUCUGGGCCCAAACCCUGCUCUCUGCACGGGCCAAAGAGUACCAGGGGGCGAGACACAGUCUGGGACAGCUGCUACACUCAUUGCAGGAUUUCUACAGCCAUAGUAACUGGGUGGAGAUGGGUCAGCACUCAAUAUACCUCCACCUGCUGCAGCCUGGGCAGCCAGCCUUCCCUGUAGCCACAGAGGACACUCCUACCUGUAUGGAGUGUCACAGCGCUACCUGCAGAGACAACCUCCUGCCCAGACUGACCCAAAGUCAGCAGUACCCUCUACUGCUCACCACCGGGUACUUCAGCACCUACCCACCCAAACCACAAGGGAAGUGUAGUCACGGGGGUGUACUGGACAGCAGUCGUCACCAAGGGGCCAAGGGUGGCAUCAAUAAGGACAGCACCUCCCCUCUCUUCUCCCCCCAUCACUACCUCCAUMUGGAGGCUGCCCGCCUCGCUACCACGGCAACCAUUACUGUGCUCAGAGACCUCCGAGACAGUGUGGGCAACAUCAGCUUCCUUAGACUCUUCAGUGUGAAGCAGCCUCCAGCGCUGGUGUUUGUUAUGGACUCCACAGGCAGCAUGUUUGAGGAGAUCACCGCAGCCCGCCUCCGUGCCCACUCUAUCAUCAAGGCCCGCGCCAACACUCCCGAGCAGCCUGGCACCUUCCUGCUGGUGCCCUUCCAUGACCCAGGGGUGGGGCCGGUGUAUGAGACAGAGAAACCGGAGGAGUUCAUGAGCUAUAUGGAGAACCUGAUGGCUCUGGGUGGAGGAGAUGAACCUGAGAUGUGUCUUUCUGCCAUACAGCUUGCCCUCACUCAUAGCCCACCCCUGUCAGAGAUUUUUGUAUUCACUGAUGCCUCCCCUAAAGAUGCUCACCUGUACAAUGCUGUGAGGGCUCUUAUACUGGAGAAACAAUGCAAGGUGACCUUCCUUCUGACUGAAGACCCCAGUCACAAGAUGAAGGGCAGCGGGAGGAAGAGGAGGAGGAGGAGGAGGGAGACUCUGUCCCCUGACCGUUUCGCUCUCUACUCCUCCUUGUCCUCUGUUUCCGGGGGACUGACUGUCUUCACCACUAACUCAGACAUCCACCGUGUCUCUGCCAUAGUUGAGGACAACACAGCUGCAGAUAAGGUGACUCUGCUACAUGCAGAGAGUGAUAGUGACUCCAACUUAUCCCACUCCUUCAGUGUGGACAAUGCAGUGAAGUGCGUGACCCUUCACCUCAUUGGAGACCUCAGACAAUGUGUCCUCAGCAGCCCAACUGAUCGUACUCAGUCUCUGUUGAAUCAGCAGGGUCCCCUGGCAGAGUGUGAGCAGUUUCAGGGUCUGUACAGGAUCAGCCUGCUGUCCCCUAUAGAGCCAGGCCAGUGGCACCUCAACACCAUUGCUGAUGGUCACGUCARCUUUAAUGCCAUAGCUGACAGCAAUGUGGACUUCCUGUAUUACUUUGCUGUGGAGGCCAAUGGAACGCAUCCAGGCCUGGCUAGAGUGGAGGGGAGUCCAAUCGCAGGUGUCCCAACCUUUCUAGUGCUGGCUGUCACAGGUCUAUUGCCCAAUGAGGAGGCCUCUUUCAGUCACGUGACCCUGCUGGGAGCCAAUGGGGAGAGCCUCCAGAAAGUGUGGCUAAACUCGUCCUCUUCAUCUGCGUCCUCUGGAGAGGAGCUGGUUGGCUGGAUGGCCUCUGUUCCCAGGGUGCCGUUCUGUGUCCGUCUAUCCGGCAGAGACGGGCGAGGGAACCGCCUGGAACGCGUCUCCACGGAGAUGAUCCAGCACACACACAUUAAGAUACAGGUCCUGUCUAUCCCACGUCUGGUUCCUGGCCACAGUACGACAGUAUUUUUUGAUGUUCAGAACCACGGCCCCGCCCGAAACCUCACCCUGACCGCUGACGAUGACCGGGGAUAUCUCUCUCAGAGAGGACCACACAGGCUCUCUGUGGGGGAGAGAGGGUCAGUGAGGGGGAAGGUGGAGCUCCAAACUCCUAAGGGGGCUGAGGCAGGAGGGGCUGUCACUAUGACCCUGACAGUGCGAGUGCUGGACUCCCUGGAUUCCAACUARGCAGUGUUGCACCUGACUGUGGUUCCUCCGGAUCCUGACAUGUCUCCCCCGUCAUGUUCCAUCAUGCGAGUAGAACACACCUGCCCAGGCCCGACUCAGUGCACAGGAGCCAGAUGGACUGUCUCUCUGGCUGUGACAGACAGGGGGCGCUCUGGCCUGGCCUCCCUCCAGCUCUCCCAGGGUCAGGGCAUUCUCACCCUGCUCCACAGCCCCACAGACCCCCCAGGCGACAGCCUGGAGGAGAACCAGCCCACCCCCAAGCACAAACCCCAGAACCAGAGAGACAGGGAGAGGACAAGCCCAGCACAUGGGGAGAAUAGCUAUGCUGAACUGGAUCCCAGGCUGGUACAAGGUAACCCUCCUCUGAACGUGGCCCAGUGGACAGGUGGAUUGCCCAAGCCUCUGUGGGUGAGGUACACCUCCCCCUGCUGCUCCCCCCAGGCGGAGCUCCUGGUGUGGGACGGGGCCGGCAAUGUGAGGCGCUGCCACCUGACCUCCAGCCAGCAGAGGGGUAUACGGGAGAGGAGUGGAGUGUCAAACAGGGCUGGAGAGAUGCCYCUGCAAAGUUGCUUCCUGUUGUUUUCAUUGUUGAGUUUGAUUUGGACUGUUCCACUGUAGGUUGAUGUGGGAUKAUUUCUCUAUGUCAAAUAACCUUAAAGAUGUUUUGRAACCAAAAGGCUUCUGUUUUUAUGGGCCACUAGAAGCACACUUUAGACUUCAGUUCCUCACUUGAACCCUUCACUGGAAAGCAGACAAUGAUGAAUUAAGUUGUUUUUUAAAUAGUACUUUAUUGACAUUGUGUCACGCCCUGGCCUAACCAAAAUAGAGAAUAAAAGCCUCUCUAUGGCCAGGGGCUCUCCCUUUUAGAG